AACACGCAGCCCCCUCCUGCCUGAGUGACAACUAGCCAGCAUACUCUUCGUUGUUGUCCCUUUAAAACUCGAAUCCAAGGGGGUAAUGAUUUAUCAAACUUGUAUUAUCAAGAAAAUGUCAAACGAAGGGCACCUUGCUUUGCACUGACGCAAACCUGGCCUUUCCCGAGGAGAUAUAGAAAGCGCCUCUCUUGCUGGAGUCAAACCCAGUCUUGUCAAAUAGCUGGUUUCACCCUCCACCCAUUCAGUCUGUUUGUUGCCUGUGUCAGACAUGGAUUGCGGUGCUCCCAAGGAAAUGAAUAAACAACCAGCCAACAUCCUGGAGGUGGCGGUGGCACCAGGCCACCACGAUGGCCGUUGUGCGCCCAGGACAAGCCCAGAGCAGGAGCUUCCCGCGGCCGCCGCCGCACCGCUGCCGCACGUGCCCAGGUCCGCUUCCACCGGCGCCCAAACUUUCCAGUCCCCAGAUGCGAGAGCCUGUGAGGCUGAGCGGCCGGGAGUGGGGGCUUGCAAACUCAGUGGCCCGCGGGCGCCGGCGGUCUCGGCGGCUCUGCGGGACUUGAGCGAGACUCACAGCGCUCAGGCCGCCCCUCCUGGGGGCGCUGGGCCCGGCAACGCGCUGCAUUGUAAGAUCCCGGCGCUGCGCGGCCCAGAAGGGGAUAUGAACGUGAGUGUGGGCAAGGGCACCCUGGAGAGGAACAACACGCCGUCCGUGGGCUGGGUGAAUAUGAGCCAGAGCGCCGUGGUGCUGGGCACGGAUGGAAUCACGUCCGUGCUCCCUGGCAGCAUGGCCACCGCUGCUGCCCAGGAAGACGAGCAAGGGGAUGAGAAUAAGGCUCGAGGGAACUGGUCCAGCAAACUGGACUUCAUCCUGUCCAUGGUGGGGUACGCAGUGGGGCUGGGCAAUGUCUGGAGGUUUCCCUACCUGGCCUUCCAGAACGGGGGAGGUGCUUUCCUCAUCCCCUACCUGAUGAUGCUGGCUCUGGCUGGGUUGCCCAUCUUCUUCCUAGAGGUGUCAUUGGGCCAGUUUGCCAGCCAGGGGCCGGUCUCUGUGUGGAAGGCCAUCCCAGCCCUACAAGGCUGUGGCAUCGCAAUGCUGAUCAUCUCUGUCCUAAUAGCCAUAUACUACAACGUGAUUAUUUGCUACACACUUUUCUACCUGUUUGCCUCCUUUGUGUCUGUCCUGCCCUGGGGUUCCUGCAACAACCCUUGGAACACUCCAGAAUGCAAAGAUAAAACCAAACUUUUACUAGAUUCCUGUGUCAUCAGUGACCACCCCAAAAUACAGAUCAAGAACUCGACGUUCUGCAUGACUGCCUAUCCCAACUUGACAAUGAUUAACUUCACCAGCCAGGCCAAUAAGACGUUUGUCAGUGGGAGUGAAGAGUAUUUCAAGUACUUUGUGUUGAAGAUCUCUGCUGGGAUUGAAUAUCCCGGAGAGAUCAGGUGGCCCCUAGCCUUCUGCCUCUUCCUGGCUUGGGUAAUUGUGUAUGCAUCUCUGGCAAAAGGAAUCAAGACUUCAGGAAAAGUGGUGUACUUCACGGCCACGUUCCCAUACGUCGUGCUCGUGAUUCUCCUCAUCCGAGGGGUCACGCUGCCUGGAGCUGGUGCUGGGAUUUGGUAUUUCAUCACACCUAAGUGGGAGAAACUCACGGAUGCCACGGUGUGGAAAGACGCUGCCACUCAGAUUUUCUUCUCCUUAUCUGCCGCAUGGGGAGGCCUGAUCACUCUCUCUUCUUACAACAAAUUCCACAACAACUGCUACAGGGACACCCUAAUUGUCACCUGCACCAACAGUGCCACGAGCAUCUUUGCUGGCUUUGUCAUCUUUUCGGUGAUUGGCUUCAUGGCCAAUGAACGCAAGGUCAACAUUGAGAAUGUGGCAGAUCAAGGGCCAGGCAUUGCAUUUGUGGUUUACCCGGAAGCCUUAACCAGGCUGCCCCUUUCUCCGUUCUGGGCCAUCAUCUUUUUCCUGAUGCUCCUCACGCUUGGACUUGACACGAUGUUUGCCACCAUCGAGACCAUAGUGACCUCCAUCUCGGACGAGUUCCCCAAAUACCUGCGCACACACAAGCCGGUCUUUACGCUGGGCUGCUGCAUUUGUUUCUUCAUCAUGGGCUUUCCAAUGAUCACUCAAGGUGGAAUUUACAUGUUUCAGCUUGUGGACACGUACGCCGCCUCCUAUGCCCUCGUCAUCAUUGCUAUCUUUGAGCUCGUGGGGAUCUCCUAUGUGUACGGUCUGCAAAGAUUCUGUGAAGAUAUAGAGAUGAUGAUUGGAUUUCAGCCAAACAUUUUCUGGAAAGUCUGCUGGGCAUUUGUAACCCCAACCAUUUUAACUUUUAUCCUUUGCUUCAGCUUUUACCAGUGGGAGCCUAUGACCUAUGGCUCUUACCGCUAUCCUAACUGGUCCAUGGUGCUCGGAUGGCUAAUGCUGGCCUGUUCUGUUAUCUGGAUCCCAAUUAUGUUUGUGAUAAAAAUGUAUCUGGCUCCUGGCAGAUUUAUUGAGAGGCUAAAGUUGGUGUGUUCGCCACAGCCGGACUGGGGCCCAUUCUUAGCUCAGCACCGUGGGGAGCGUUACAAGAACAUGAUCGACCCCCUGGGAACCUCUUCCCUGGGACUGAAACUGCCAGUGAAGGAUGUGGAACUGGGCACCCAGUGCUAGUCUGAUGGCAUGGGAUGGUCAAGGCCCAGACUUGAUCCCGUUUUCCCUCUCUGCCUCCCCCUACUGGUUUCCCCAGCUUUCUUCCCAUUUUCCUUCUCCGUUCCUCCCAUGUUUCAGUUCAUAUCCGUGCAUGAGAGUGGUUACAUAGGACAUAGUGUCGCAUGCUGUAGUGAAGAGCUAGACAGACCACUUGAAGCACGGUUUGCCAGUGUCCAUGGCGUCGGUUUCCAGUAGGGGUGGUCCCCUGAGCACACGCUUUAUCCCCCAGGAAUGUAUCAACUAGGUGAGUGCUUUCCAGUGAAGUCACAAAGGCGGUAUGUGUGAUUUGGCCAACAGAGAAGUAUCCACUGUGUGUUGUCGUUGGUGGUGCCGAUGAGGCAAAUCCAGAAUGGCAGAAUUGCAGGACCGUUAAUUUAGACUCAUCAGUGUCAUAGAGGUAAGCUAAGCAGUGUGAUGCUUUCAUUCAGAUGCAGAAAGAUCAGGACAGGGUACAUUUGGAGGGGCAGCAGUGAUCAGAAAAUGUUUUAGAGUAAGACAAGGCUUCUGGAUUUGGACACCACUCAGGUGGUUAAGUUCACAUUUCCAUUCACAGUUGGCGAUGUUUCCUUCAUUUGCACCAACUGUCUCAAGUGUGCCAAGGACUCUUUGCACACUGCGAAUCUCAGUGAAGAGUUGGUUCUCUUCCCUCAGUCGUUUUUUUUUUCCCUUUAUAAGCAUAUAUGUGAAUUCUUUUGGUUAUUUCUUCCACCUCUGUACAAGAAUCCAUUAUAUAAUUUAUGCCUAAUUUUGUAUGUUCAUAACAGAGGUCCAUUCUGCUUUCUACAUGACAUUUAGUGCUGUGAUUCUGUGUCAUGAUCCUGUGUUUCUUCUUUUCUAAAUGUCUUUCUAUAAGCUGUAGAUACCUUAUCUUUCAACCUCUGGGAAAAUAAGACUUAGCCUGGUUCCGUCUAUAUAUUAUAUAUAUAAGACACAAACUCUUAAAAGUCAAAUAACUUCUCAAUUUUUACUCUUAACUUUUUCAUUCGCAGUCCAUGUCAAUUGUGGUCAUAGAGAAAGAGAAGAAAUGGAGAAUUUAUUAGAAAGCAACCAUAAUAUUCACUGCGCUGGUAGAACAUUUUAGGUCACAGUAUUUACAGAUAUUUCUGAUAAAUACAGCUUAGGUAAGUAGCAAGUGAGCCAAUUAAGACUAUAUAGCUUUUAAGACUACAUUUAGCUAAUUCAAUUUUAAGAGUUCCCAAUUCACAGUACUCAUAAGCAAACUCUCUAAUGAGAGCGAAUCAUAUGUCUGCAGAGAUUGGCGAAGCCGUAACCUUUAUUAUCUUCUUGUAUCCUGAACAUGCAUAUAUGAAAUUUUUAAACUGUGGUAUGUGUUCAUGUAGUGUGUACUCGUAGUGGUGUUUUCUGUCCUUAUAAAUAUCUUAUGAAUCACUGUAGAGAUGGUGAGUUUAGCAUAGUGUAGUCUGGGUUUUUUUUUUUUUUUCUCUUACAGUAAUAUCUAAACCUAAACUUGUUUCCUUUGGUGGAGACCAUUUCAAUCAUUUUCUUAUUUGUCUUCAUAUUACAGGGUCUCAGGCAAAUUUUCCGUUCAAAUCUUGUAUAGUGACAUGACAUUUUCAUCCUGUUCAACAGCAAUGAAACCCAACAACAGACCUUAAUGUAACAUUUGUUAAAAAAUGACUUCUUUUUUUUUUUUUUUUUUUAAAGUCUCAACUCAUUUUACCGAGCUUUCCCUUUUUUAGGGCAAAUAUCAUUACUAUUUGCCAACACCAAUGUAAACUUCCCGUUUUCAAGAGCAGCCUGUGGACACUUUUAGAAAAGGAAACAAAGAUGGGUUUUGAACUUUAGGUUUCCAUGUCUUUUGUCUGCAGUGCAUGAGAAGUGUCUCCCUCCUCGGUCUCUUUUUCCGUCUAUUUCCCACAGCUAGAACUUGCUAGACUAUAUCACAGAGACUAAACCCUUCCCCUAGACUUAGCGUUAGGGCGCUGAGCUGUGGCCUCACCUGUCGCCCUGUUGCCCCGUAGUGACCUG
Rhinolophus ferrumequinum (greater horseshoe bat) is the source of this 4690-nucleotide messenger RNA. RefSeq names its product solute carrier family 6 member 5 (gene SLC6A5). The coding region runs from base 272 to 2662 and encodes 796 amino acids. Gene Ontology annotation, biological process: synaptic transmission, glycinergic; sodium ion transmembrane transport; glycine import across plasma membrane. Lineage: Eukaryota; Metazoa; Chordata; Mammalia; Chiroptera; Rhinolophidae. Gene Ontology annotation, cellular component: membrane. Gene Ontology annotation, molecular function: glycine:sodium symporter activity. The transcript has 16 exons. The record is from RefSeq and is a predicted model, not a curated record.